Messenger RNA from Eruca vesicaria subsp. sativa (arugula), 1995 nucleotides. The record is from the annotation of a GenBank genome assembly. Lineage: Eukaryota; Viridiplantae; Streptophyta; Magnoliopsida; Brassicales; Brassicaceae.
AUGGCUGCUUCUUCAUCCUCUGCUGCUUCCUUCUUUGGAGCUCGACAAGAUGAUCAAUCUCAGUUUCUCCCUCCUAAUUCCUCCGUAGCUCCUCCUCCUCUUCCUCCUCACCAACAGCUACCACAGCCCCUUGAAGCUCCACCGCAGAAAAAGAAGAGAAACCAACCAAGAACUCCAAAUUCCGAUGCAGAAGUGAUAGCUUUAUCUCCAAAGACACUAAUGGCUACAAACAGAUUCAUAUGUGAAGUAUGCAACAAAGGGUUUCAAAGAGAACAGAAUCUACAACUUCACCGAAGAGGACACAAUCUUCCAUGGAAACUCAAGCAGAAAUCCACCAAAGAAGUGAAGAGGAAAGUGUAUCUUUGUCCAGAGCCCACGUGCGUCCACCAUGACCCGUCACGUGCUCUCGGAGACCUCACCGGAAUCAAGAAACAUUAUUACCGUAAACAUGGAGAAAAGAAGUGGAAAUGCGAGAAAUGUUCUAAGCGUUACGCUGUUCAAUCGGACUGGAAAGCUCACUCCAAGACUUGUGGUACUAAAGAGUAUCGUUGUGACUGUGGUACACUUUUCUCACGGCGAGACAGUUUCAUUACACACAGAGCCUUCUGUGACGCGUUGGCUCAAGAGAGUGCGAGACACCCAACCUCUUUGCCUUCUUUGCCAAGUCAUCACUUUCCGUACGGACAAAACACCAACAACUCCAACAACACUUCAAGCAUGAUCCUUGGUUUGUCCCACAUGGGGGCCUCACAGAAUCUUGAUCAUCAGUCCAGCGGCGUUCUCCGACUUGGAAGCAGCGGAGGAGGAGGUGUUGGAGCCGCCUCACGUUCUUCAUCUCACCUCAUUGCUUCAAAUGCUUCUGGUUACUUCAUGCAAGAGCAAAACCCUAGCUUUCAUCAUGAUCAACAAGACCAUCAUCAACAAGGGUUUUUGGCUGCAAGCAAUAACAUUAAGCCAUCAACAAUGAACUUUCAACAGGGUCUGAUGCAGUUCUCAUCACAUGAUAACCAUAACUCUCCUUCCUCGAAUCUCUUCAAUCUCAGCUUCCUAUCUGGACACAAUGGAGUUGCUUCUGCUACAAGCAACCCCAAUGCUGCUGCUUCUUCUUCGGAUAAUCUUAUCAUUCCAAACCAUUUUGAUAGCGAAAACGCUGUUGGAGGAGGAGGAGAAGGAAGUACAGGUCUCUUCCCUGACAAUCUGAUGAGCUCGGCGGAUAGAAUCAGCUCAGGAGCAGUGCCUUCACUCUUUAGCUCUUCAAUGCAAAAUCCCAAUUCAACACCUCACAUGUCAGCCACUGCUCUUCUUCAAAAAGCUGCUCAAAUUGGUUCAAGCUCAAGUGGAAGUAACAACAACAACAAUAGUAACAAUGCUUCAUCGAUUCUAAGAAGCUUUGGGAGUGGAAUGUACGGAGAAAGCGAGAGUAAUCUUAAUGAUUUGAUGAACUCUUUCUCUAACCCUGGCGCAACGGGAAACAACGUUAGUAGAGUAGAUUCUCCGUUUGGUACUUCGUACGGAGGAGUGAACAAAGGAUUAAACGCUGAUAAACAAAGCAUGACCAGAGACUUUCUUGGCGUUGGACAGAUUGUGAGAAGCAUGAGUGGAAGUGGCGGGCUUCAACAACAACAACAACAUCAACAUCAGCAACAACAACAACAUGAGAGUAGUAGAGAAAGAGUUGGCUCUUCAUCGGAUUCCGCAGAUAGAAACAGCAUGAAUGUGAAUCCUGGUGGUGGUCAAGCAAGUUCACCAGCGUAUGGAAUCCAUCAUGCUAGUUUCUAGCUAAGGCAAAAAAUUUAAAAGGUUAUUAGUUCAUCAAAGUGCAUGCUAUAUAGUUUAGGUGUGCAUGUCAAAACCCAUUUGAAGUAAUUAAAUACUAUAUUUUAGUCGUAAUGCUCUCGAUAUUUCAGUUUUAAGUUGCAAUUGUGUAAACUCUUUUUAUUUUAUUUUUGAAAUUGUGUAAACUCACCUUUUUGUAAAAGAUUUUGCUUUAUAGUU